This is a messenger RNA of Suillus plorans, 784 nucleotides long. RefSeq lists its product as uncharacterized. Lineage: Eukaryota; Fungi; Basidiomycota; Agaricomycetes; Boletales; Suillaceae. The transcript has 4 exons. The coding region runs from base 123 to 653 and encodes 176 amino acids. The record is from RefSeq and is a predicted model, not a curated record.
GAUGAUAACUCACGUAAAGAAGAAGGGCACAAAGGAAAGCAAGUUCUAUAAGAGGUAUGGAAAAAUCGCCAGGAAAGAGGAUGAGCAUCGCAAAAGUGAAAUUAACUGUGUGAAGCCAUUGGAUGAUGAUCUUGAUGCGUGUCGUACAGCUGAUAGACCUUCCAAAACGCGCUCCGGAUAGGAGCACGUCUUCUGCGCCUCAUUCUUGGGACCUAAAAAGUCACAUUUCUGCGCACGCCGUUGCUGUGCUGCGCGAAGACUGGCGCAGAGCGAGGGGUCGAGGGAGAAGAGUUUCACGCCCACAAAAAACGCAGCAAGACCUUGAGGAUGAGGUAGAGGCUCAGGUUUUCCAGAACGAGAAUGAUACAUUCCAUAACAAAGUUCGUGUGUGUCAAAUUUGGUGCACCGCCACCUCGGGCAACAACUCGACCGACUCGGACUUGAGUUACAUGCAUUCACAACACUAUUAUACACCUGCACCUUCUAUGACUUGGAAAUCUGACGAUGAGGAGAUAUCGCACCGAAGUACUUACCAUAAGGAACCAUGCUUACUGCGCCCCCCAUCGACUAGAUCUCAAAAUCAGCAAUUAUCGGCGUCACGGGCCACAGCUUGUAUAGUCAAAUGGGGAAACUCGUUUCCUAUAUACAACUGAUACUCGAUAACAAAAUUAUGCAAUCCAGCGUCCAAUUUCCUCGUCAGUUCACUGAUCCGAGUAGGCAGCCACAUGCACCAAAAGCUAUGCUUCUUCCAAACCAACAGAAGAAAAUUCGCGUCCAUCCAGCC